GUCAACCCCUUUAUGACGUCACCCCGUACUUUCUUGCACCUUGCCCAGAAGGGAGGAAGCCUAGAUCCGCCUCGCCGGGAUUACGCACCUUUGACCUCCAGCACUGUCAACAGGAGCCUAAGCUGCUCAUGGAGAUGCCAGAGCGUCCAAAUCCACCAGCAGCAGCAGCAACCGGUUAGUCACAUGACCAGCGUGCAGAUCUGCCUGUCUCUCUCUCUCUCUCUCUCUCUCUCUCUCUCUCUCUCUCUCUGUGUGUGUGUGUCUGUGUGUGCAGCUUUUUAUUUCCGCGUUCAUCGAGGGAGAAGAGCUGAGCUGAAUGAGUUUUUACGGCCGCCCUGUGUCUGCACAUUUGACGCCGAGGAACUGCGUCGCCGUGCAGGGGAGAACUCACGCAAUCGCAUCGCUGCAGCAGGACCAUGCUCACGCGGAUGAAAUCGGCGGUAGCCAAUUUUAUGGGAGGUAUGAUAGCUGGUGGAUCCAACGGUGACCAUCCCGGUGGUUCGGAUCUACCCCUCAGGUUCCCGUACAGCAGACCGGAGUUCCUGGGACUGUCUCCGGACGAGAUCGAGUGCUCGGCGGAUCACAUCGCGAGACCGAUCCUCAUCCUGAAGGAGACCAAGCGGCUGCCUUGGUCCACCGGCUACGCAGAGGUGAUCAAUGCCGGAAAAAGCACAUUAAACGAGGACCAGGCCUGCUGUGAGGUGCUGGUGGUCAAAAGGAGACCUUCAGGAAACUCCACACCCAGCCGGACCCCCACGGACCGCAGGAGGUCUUCUCUGCCUAAUGGAGACGGUUUGGCCAUCAAAGACUACCAGGACAGCGCUGAAGACCUCACCUUCCACUACUGGGCGUUGUUUGAUGGCCACGCAGGCUCCGGUGCAGCGGUCGUGGCUUCCCGCCUUCUUCACCACCACAUCGCCCUGCACCUUCAGGAGGUGUUGGAGAUCCUCUGCAGCCCAACCCUGCAGGCCCCCACGUGCCUCGGGGAGGAGCCUAUCAAUCACCUCCUCACCCCGACGUCCCAACGGGCCCUCACCAGGGCUGCCUCCCUGCGCGGUGCUGCAGGGGCUCCAGGAUCGCCCAACCCCACGCCCACACGCUUCUUCACGGAGAAGAAGGUUUCACACGAGAGCCUGGUGAUCGGCGCCAUCGAGAAUGCUUUCAAAGACAUGGAUGUGCAGAUCGAAAAGGAGAAGGCCGUUUACAACAUCUCAGGUGGCUGCACAGCACUUGUAGUCGUCUAUAUGCAAGGGAAGGUCUUUGUUGGGAACGCCGGGGACAGCAGAGCUAUCAUUAUCCGAGCCGGGGAGGUCAUCCCCAUGUCAGCGGAGUUUACACCGGAGUCAGAGAGACAGCGACUGCAGUUCCUGGCCUACAUGCAGCCCCACUUAUUAGGGAACGAGUUCACACAUCUGGAAUUCCCGAGGAGAGUCCAGAGAAAGGAGGUGGGGAAGAGAAUGCUGUACCGUGACUUCACCAUGUCUGGAUGGGCGUAUAAAACCAUUGAUGACGAUGACCUGAAGUUUCCCCUGAUCUACGGCGAAGGCAAGAAGGCUCGUGUUUUGGCGACCAUCGGGGUCACCAGAGGUCUCGGGGACCACAACCUCAAAGUGCACGACUCCAACAUCUACAUUAAGCCCUUCCUGUCCUGCUGCCCAGAGGUCAAAGUUUACCCGUUGACUCAGUGUGAGCACGGAGCUGAUGACGUUCUGGUGCUGGGAACUGACGGUCUGUGGGAUGUCCUCUCCAACCAGGAAGUAAACGAAGCGGUCACCUGUUUCCUGGCAAACUGCGACCCCGACGACCAGCACAGGUACACAAUGGCAGCUCAAGACCUCGUAAUGAGAGCACGAGGAGUGCUGAAGGAUCGAGGCUGGAGAAUAUCCAAUGACAGAUUAGGCUCUGGAGACGACAUCUCCGUCUACAUCAUCCCCCUCAUGUACGGCAACAAGCAGAUCUAGCUUCAAGAACUACAAACGAAAACCCUCCAACUUAUGUGCUGAAUAUUUCCUCAUCCCUUGUUCCCUUUUAUGAAGUGCUUUAGUGUGGUCUUCCCUCUUCUGCUGGGAAAUCCAAGACAUUUCUGGUCAGGGAUGGAAUCUCUGUCCAGGCUCUUUUCCCCCGUUAAUCAUCUUGAAGCAGGAUGAUUUCUCUUUUGUCUUCUUCCUUUUUUUUUUUUAUAAAAAAGAAACUAAAUUGUGAAAAGAAGCCAUCUUGAAUCUAGUUGUGGAGCAAUGCCUGAGGUUGAGAGCAUGGACUCUUAUUUAUAAGGUCGUGGCGUGCACCUCAGGAUUGCUGUUAUUGCACAAUAUUUAUAACUGUAAAGAAUGUAAAUACUGAGGCGUACGAUGUUUGAUAAGUGUGUGUGGUUGAACACUUGUACAGUGUAAAAAAAAAAACGUACCUUAAGACUGCUGUCCUGCGGUAUAAAUCAAACAUCCUCUGUGUAGAGCUUUCAAAUUAGCCAGGUUCAGACGUGCAUUCGUUAGUCUGUCAUGACUGAGCGAGUUCUCCUUCUAUAUGUCCCUUGCAUUACAUUUAAUUAUUGCUGCUCCUUUUAAACUAAGGUGACACAUUCAUGAAGAAAACACUACCAGGAAAAACAAUUGAUGAAGAUAGAAGCGUGCUGCUUUGUGCAUCAUUCAUCGUAUUUACUCCAGGCCAUUUUCCUCCGACGUCAUGCUCAGUGUCAGAGGCUCAAAUGCUGUUCUGAAAUGAUCAUGUACUGGAUCCAUCCCAGGUCUCCAGCUGUAUAAAUCCAACAGUAUGUCAUUAGUACACCAACUUCUGACUGAAAAGACACUGCAGAGUUUUCAGAAGAAAAUGAGGCCAUAUUUCAAGUUUUAACGGUAUUUAAGUACACACGCCAAGUCCACAGGAUGCGCAUGUUGGGAGCGUAGCGCGAGCUCAGAGCAGGCAGGAUCAGCUGGGUCCAGCAUAGAGAGAACCACAUACAGACAACAGGUUACAAAGCCUUUCUGUGGUUUAAUGUCUGCUCAUUUGGACAGUAUUCCAUUACUUCUGUGCUUUAAUCAUCACUGAGUAUGCUGCAUAACUAUAAAGUUUCAUUUUUGCAGGUUUAGAUGAGUUUAAUAAUAAUAAUUUGGCUCUAUUUUGUUGUUCUGUCACCUUCUGACACAGUUAUCAUCUUAAAGUCCUGUUGUAGUCGACAUGGAUCACAGAUAUGUGGCUGUUUGUAGCUUACAUCCAUAAUCAAUGAGUAUUUCUGAUCUAAACAAUCUUUAAACAGUCGGGAGUCCGUAUAUGAUGUUUUACUUUGAAAUUGGCGGAUGUUGCAUGCGAUCCUCGUGCCUGACUUCCUGUCCAGGUUGUUCUUUUCUGUGCAUAUUGACGCGUGCAUGCCGCGGGCUCCGUCAAAAAUAGACUUGAAGCGUAUCUCUGGUGGAGUGGCACGGGCGGGGGCACGGAGCUGAGACGCACUGCAGCGCCCUGUGGACCCUGGAGCAUUGACAAGAAUGGGAACGUAAUGGCUGCACAGUGCGCGGUGCAUCCUGUGGACCCUAGGCUUUACACUAGUAGCCAUCUACUUUAUAGGAAUGUACAGGUUAAGUCAACUAAACGAUUGAAUGUUGGCACCAGAAUGACUCUCCAGUUAAACGUAUUAUCAAUAUUUUUAUUAUGCUAGGCCCAAAAUCCCAGUUAUAUAUUGCUUUGAUACUCAACCACCCCAACAUUAACAAGCAUCUGGUAGUGGCAUGUAGUUUUUAGGCUGUGUUUGGUUAAACUGGCACUUAACCACUAAACUAGAGCGAUGUGUAAACGGCACACACAUAUGGAUGCUAACCUGCAAGGAGGAGCAAAGGCUAGUGGUGCUAGCACUGCUAACGUUAGCUUGACACAGCAAAACCAUUCAAUAUUGUUUUCCCAAAGUAUUUCUAAAAUUCUGUAGCCACAAUUGUUUGAGUUUUUUAAAUGAUCAAUCAAUCUUUAUUUGUAUAGCGCCAAAUCACAACAAAUGUUAUCUCAGGACGCUUUUACAAACAUAGGAGGUCUAGACCACUCUAUGUCAAAUUAUGAACAGAGACCCAACUUCAAGACAGGAUAAGACUCAGUCUGACCCCACCUUAAUCCAUCAUGAGCAUUGCACAUCGCAGUAUUUAGCUAGUUACAGUGGCGUGGAAAAACUUCCUUUUAACAGGCAGAAACCUCAGGCAGAACCAGACUCAUGUUAGACAGCCAUCUGUCUCAACCGAGUUGGGUCUGGAAAGACAGAGGGGAGUAAGAGAGAGAGGUGAUCGUGAAGAGACGAAUAGUAGAAGCUGUUGACGCUGAAGUCCAGUACGUCCGUAUCAGCUGGAGUCCAGAAAUGAUGAAUUCACUCUUAUUAUAUCUUAACUUCUAAAAAAUGUCUGGCUAACAGAAUGUAAGCUAUGAAGCCAUUUAAUGCUAAUUUUAGCUUUUGUCCCAUGACAGCUAAUGUGCUAUCAAGUAUGUUGUUUUAAAAUAUCGCCGUAUUUCCCUCUGAUUCCUCAGUCUGUGGUCUUUUCAGUGGUCAGGAGAGUGAAGUUUUUCAGCGUGACCUUAGAAGAAAAUGGCCGUAUUCAGUCUUACUUUAAAAAAAGGAAAAAGCACCUUGUUGUCUUUCUGUCGAAAUCAUUUAACAUCUACCUCAUAAUUUUCUUCCUUUUAUCAUACUACCCGGUCCAGAUGCUGUCAUUACCCGCGCUGAGCAGUUGUUUGCAUGCUACAUCAGAUGUCGUCAGCUCCAACCUGUGCCAUUACUGUUGUGAAUUUACUCCUGUACCUGCAACAUUAAUACGAAUGUUUUCAGAGAAGCACUGAAGCAAAAAAAGGCCUACAAAUUAACAAUGUGACGGUCUGCUGUUUUACUAAAUAUAUAUUUUUUAUGUAUUUUAUGUUCCACACCCCAUUGCCAUGCCCUGUUUUUUUUUUUUUUUUACAUUUAUAUGAAUCGGUUGGAUGUAUUCCCCCCUCUGGAGAUCACUUAUCCCUAUGAUUAGCUGGUGCCUCUACGAAGUCUCAUUGUUUUUAACAUGUCACACAAAGAGAAGGAUAAAAAGGAUUGCAUACACACUUCACUUACUGUACUUUCUCUUUGCUCCCAGUCUUGUACAUCUAGUUGCUUAGGAUUGUUAGCCUCUGAUAAAUGUGCUGAAUAUGUUCUCUUAACUGCUGUAGGAGCGGCUGAAGGUGGUGAAAAUGGAACAGAGUAAUAUAAUUCCAAUGUAAAAAAUGUAGAUAACGUUUCAGUGGACACUUCUCUCCUUUCUUCGCUGUAGGCAAUGUAAAUCUUUCUGAAGUAAAAGAUGUCAUUUGUACCGUAAUGGUAACCUAGUGUGUAUAAAAAAUGGUUUACAUGCUCUCUUUUCUGCUCCAUUAAAAACAAACUGAAAAGUUCUGACCUUUUUAAA
This is a messenger RNA of Notolabrus celidotus (New Zealand spotty), 5393 nucleotides long. RefSeq names its product protein phosphatase, Mg2+/Mn2+ dependent, 1H (gene ppm1h). The record is from RefSeq and is a predicted model, not a curated record. The coding region runs from base 417 to 1961 and encodes 514 amino acids. The transcript is spliced from 10 exons. NCBI's taxonomy places the organism in Eukaryota, Metazoa, Chordata, Actinopteri, Labriformes, Labridae. Gene Ontology annotation, biological process: protein dephosphorylation. Gene Ontology annotation, molecular function: protein serine/threonine phosphatase activity.